Arachis stenosperma is the source of this 1428-nucleotide messenger RNA. RefSeq lists its product as uncharacterized. NCBI's taxonomy places the organism in Eukaryota, Viridiplantae, Streptophyta, Magnoliopsida, Fabales, Fabaceae. The transcript is spliced from 3 exons. The coding region runs from base 224 to 1291 and encodes 355 amino acids. The record is from RefSeq and is a predicted model, not a curated record.
CGAUACCUAAAACGACGUGUGAAAGCGUCAAUGGAAGCAGGUGAAACCGCGUCAAAAGAAAAACACUUCUCUAAAAAUUAAAAUGAUUAAUUUAUAUUCUCUUUUAUCAAUAUCAAUAUGAAUAUGGAAGAGAGAAACUGCAUCUGUGAGACUGCACACACUUUACUCUUUCAUAAUUCCAUCUUGAAGUUCACUCACCUAAUCGGAAAUCCGUACGAUCCCCAUGUCGGAAGGGCAGCCACUUGACGUUGUAAUUGCCUCCGAUCCACCGCCGGAGGAGCUGCCACGCUCAGAUAUGCUUUCCUUUGAAAAUGAACAAGAACGCUCACCUGAACCACUGCAAUGGGAGCUGUUGGUGCUGCGGCCGGAGCUGUCGGAGCUGCUGCAGCUGGGGAGGGAGGAGUGGGAGAGACGGCACCCGGAGCAGCAGCGGGUGCAGCAGCAUUGGGAGCAGCGGGUGCAGCAGCAGCCGGAGCUGCAGCUAUCGCCACUGGAGCUGCUGCACCCGCUGUGGCGGCUGUCGCACCCGCUGCAACCAUCGCAGCCGCCGCUGCAACCAUCGCAGCCGCUGCCACCAUCGCAGCAGCCGCUGCAGCUGCGGCAGCAGCCGGAGCAGUCGCAGCCGCAGGAGCUGUACCAGCAGCCCCAGAACCAGCAGCGAUAUUAUUUAUAUCCUCAAGGGUUGGUAACUGCAGUACAAAACAUUGGUCUUCAUCGUUUUCGUCUUUGCUGUUCUCCAAAUUAUGAAGCCCUUUCUUCCUUCAAGUUAUUUCUUUCGGACACAUUGUCGAGGGUGACGGGAGCCGAUGAGAUAACUCGCGGGUUUCUGUUUCUAGGCAUUAAUGGUGUCGUAAUUCAUCAGUUGGCAUCGGUGAACUCUUUUACAUUUGAGAAGAAGAACUUACUGAGCUUUGGGGAAGCUUUUAGUAUGUCCCUUCCACCGAUGGUACAUAUCAGCAUGAUUCUUUUGAGUUUAGCUCUGAAUUUUGUGCUCCUAUUCCGAGUUUACCCUGGAAUACAAUGUGUUCUUCUACUCCUCUGCAUAUUAAUGCCAUUGUAUUAUUUUGCUGAACUAGCACAUAAAGCAGCUGGCAUUGCUGUAAACUUAGGGUCGGACAAGAUGCCCCUCGUAUGGUUUUCUACCUUAGGGGGCCUUGGCAUCUUCCUGAUUGGUGGUUCAAUGGUACUGCUGAUAGUUUUUCUAUCCUGGGUAUAUGCAAGAAGAAGAGGACUGGAAUUCCAAGGAAUAAGGGUGAGUGGGGAUUCCAUAAUAGGGGCUAUGAAUGCCUGAAUAACUCAUUGAUCUCUCUCUUGUUUUAGCAAUGCUUGGAAUCGGACCGUCCGAUCGUGUAAUAGCUUAUAGAAUAUCUUCCUAUCCACAACCUGUAGUUUGAAUAUUUUUGCAAUGGACUUAUAACUGGUUUACGA